Molecule: messenger RNA, 19858 nt
Organism: Spirodela intermedia
Lineage: Eukaryota; Viridiplantae; Streptophyta; Magnoliopsida; Alismatales; Araceae
Source: the annotation of a GenBank genome assembly
AUGGGAGAUCAUCUGGAGAGGUUGGGAUCCGACGGGAUGGAAGCAUGCUCGAAGGGGGGGACCGAGCUGCUCAUGGAGAUCGAAGCGCCGCCGUUCCGCGAAGGCGCGGCGACGGCAGAAGAUUGGCGGAAGGCGCUGGCUAAGGUUGUUCCGGCGGUAGUCGUCCUGCGUACAGCGGCCACCCGGGCCUUUGAUACCGAGGCUGCAGGCGCCGGCUACGCUACCGGGUUCAUCGUGGACCGCACUCGUGGGAUAAUCCUGACAAAUCGUCACGUUGUCAAGCCCGGUAUUGUUCACGCUUUUCCCUGCCCGUCUUCCAAAUUCUCAGACUAGGAAUUCGUUUGGUACGCUUCCUGAUUACCAUGGCAUUUUUUUCCGCGCCUCUGUAGGGCCUGUAGUUGCUGAGGCAAUGUUUGUUAACCGAGAAGAGAUUCCGGUGUAUCCUGUGUAUAGGGAUCCGGUGAGUUGUUGGCCCCGCAAAUUUCUCAAUUUCGAUUUCAAUUUUUUUGUCAUAGUUGAACGAAUGUAUUCUUUUCUAAGUAGAAGUCGGGUAUUAUUUCCAUUAUUUUAUUUUUUAAUUGACUAUGCAUUCCGUAUUCUAGUGUUAAAUAUUGUAUUUGGCUUUUAUAAAGCAUAAAUUCAACUCAUUUACUCAGUGACGAGGAAAAAUGCCUGUUGACCUUCUGGUUAGCCUCUAUUUGCUAAGUUCAUCAUCCCUUUCCCUUAAGGUGAUGAACGAGAACAUUCAAUUAUUUUAAGGCCACUUCCUGGUCAAAGUUUCCUGUGCGAAUGUUUCUGGAAUUGGCUCUGCUCUUAAGUUCUCCCAAUAAUUGAUUAAUAAUUGAAUUUAUCCCUGUUGAUAUUUACACCUGUCGCUUGAAUGAGUCUUUUCCUCUGAUUUGCACCAUCACCUGAUUCUUUCAAAACAUAAAACAAUUCUCGGUUGGACUGCUUUAAGAGAGCCUUCUUAGUCAUUAUGGUAAACAUAAGUCCAAGUCAAUGUGUUAAAUUUCAUUGUUCUUCACCUUCUUGCAUCAUGCUUCCUAUUUUAAUUUUUUUUUGCACUCGAUUGCAAAUUCUCAUUGCAUGAUCAUGACCUUUGAAAGCAUGCAAAAAGUCAAUAAACAUAUAAUGAGGCACGGUGUUUAUGAAAUUUUCUUAUGUUGAUCAGAUUUAGUGAUUGGUCAUUCAAAUCACUUUGUGUUAAAUUUCAUCGUUCUUCACCUUCUUUAAUCAUGUUUCAUAUUUUCAUUUUUUUUCUGUGCGCUUGAUUGCAAAUUCUCAUUGCAUGAUCAUGACCUUUGAAAUCAUGCAAAAAGUCAAUUAACAUAUACUGAGGCAUGGUGUUUGUGAAAUAUUCUUAUGUUGAACAGAUUUAGUGGUUGGUUCUUCAAAUCACUUUGGGUUAAAUUUCAUUGUUCUUUGCCUUCUUGCGUCGUGUUUCAUAUUUUUAUUUUUUUCUGUCCACUCGAUUGCAAAUUCUCAUUACAUGAACAUGACCUUUGAAAUCAUGCAAAAAGCCAAUAGACAUAUAAUGAGGCACGGUGUUUGUGAAAUUUGGUAAUCAGAUUUAGUGAUUGGUCCUUCAAAUCACUUUAUGUUAAAUUUGGCUUGAGAGCCCUCUAUGAUCAAGAAAAUAGCAACGCCCCAAUCGCAUGAAGAUGUAGUAUUGUUAGAAAUGCAUGGUUCAUGACCUUUGGUUAUCUCUGUGUCAUCAAGCUAUUUGGGAUGCUGGCACAUUCUGUAGAAAAGAGUUUCUCCUCACUUAGUCUCAGGUUCAACUUUUGGUAAUUUUUGGGCGCAAAACGACUUAGUCUCAGGUUCUCAGAUUCAGCUAUAAACGAGUUUUAAAACUAAUGAUAAUUCUUGGAAUUUGUGUCUUUUAAGGAUCCGUAGAUUUUGGUAGGCCAUGUUCUUUGAGCUUUAGUCUUUUGAACGAUUAGAUUGACAUUGUUUCCACCUCUGACUUCAUUCUCAACUUGCAUAUUCAUUGAUGUUUGCUUGUAUAUGUUUUACUCACCAUUUUAUGACGGAUGUUCUUAAUUUCUUGUGGUACUUUGUGGGGAAAUACGUUUAUCAUAUUUGCUUUUGGUAUCACCUAAAUCGAAAUCCUCUGUAUUUGGUUUCCUGAUUGCUUCAUUAUUCCUUCAUGUAUGGAUGCUCAUAUUUUACUCACCAUUAGAAAAUGUUUUUAUUUUCCUCUGCUGCUUUGUGGUGUUAUGCUUGUCACAAUGUCCUUCCCUUGUCCCUUUUGGAAGCUAGUCUUCAUUUUAUUGAUAUCAGCGAUACUUUAUAUGCACUAUUAGGUUCAUGAUUUUGGCUUCUUUCGUUAUGACCCGGAAGCAAUCAAAUUUCUGAGUUAUGAGGAAAUUCCACUUGCUCCUGAAGCUGCAUGUGUUGGACUGGAAAUUCGAGUAGUUGGCAAUGAUAGUGGUGAAAAGGUACAUUCAUCUCCACAUGUAGUCCUAUGUUCAAUUUUCAUGUGAAGUCUUCUUUGUGGAUGGAUUUUAUUGUGAUCAAAUAUGAGACAAUUUUUGUUACUAGUUGUUCAUGCAAAGAUUAAACUUACUGAAGAUUUUAUGAAAAGUUACACUAGCUUUAGUGUUUGAUUUGCACCUAGUUAUUAUGUUUCUUGAUCUGUUGUACAUAUUGGGCUAACGUAAAUUGCAAGAAGAUUUAAAAAUAAAUUUCUGCUGGAUUUUGAAUGCCUGAUAUGUUAUUGAGCAAGAGAACAACUAUCGGUGAAACUUAAUGGCUUAUGUAAUAUCAUACGUCAAUAUUAACAACAUUUCCAUGGAUGACUUCUUAUAUGUAUUUAUGCUCAGAAAUCAAGAGAAUAUGAUAUCUAUGAAAAAUUUGAGAAGAUACGUCCUAAAAGGAUCAACCCUCUUUACAACCUUUGUAAUUUCUAGUGCUUGUAAUAGAGUUAGAGAAUGGGCUAUGGCAUGUUGUGUGUUGCUGGAGUAGAGAUGCAUUCCUUAUAUCAGGGGCUGAAUGUCAAAUCUAGGCCUUGUCACUUUGGUGCAGACUACAUUAUUCUUUAUAUGGAGGGUUUUUUCAGAGCUCAUCUAAAAUAUGCAUGUACCUGUUUUUCUAUUCAGCUUCCUUUGCGAGAGUAGUAGUAGUGUUGAUCGGUAUGAAUCAUAGUGGUCACAGGAUUCUUGGUUUUCUAGUCUCUAUGAUUGUAUUCAUCCCAUGAAAUACCAUCAUGGGAGAGGUUUGGUCCUAAGGCUGGAUUUUGAGAAUGCUAAUAAUCGAGUGAAAGAUGGAUAUAUGUUUUGAAAUAGGUUUUUACAUUCUCUCUUUGCUUAUAUAUUGAAAAUGUGGUGCCAUACUCGUUCUAGAAAAGGAUUUCAAAUGAAUGUGCCACAUCAUCUACUGUUAAAAACCUCUCUUUAUAACAUAAUUGUAACAAUGAUCACUAAAGGCACAUAAAGCAUGUGCUCACAUAAAGCAUGUUUUAGCUUUGUUGUAACAGUUGUUAUCCGUACCUGGUUGCUUGUAUGACUUUUUUAGUGUAGUGACUUGCAUUUUAUGUAUCUUUAAAUUGCAUCGCUGAUAAAAGAGCAAGUAAUUGGUAUAUCAUAAUGGAACUAAAGGAGCAUCUCUCCUUGAAUUUAAUUGCACUCUUAAUACAGCUGAAUGAUCUGAAUAAUCACCUAAGGACUAUCACUUAUUUACAUUUAUAGGCUGCCAUAUAAAUUUGUCAUGGUGUCUUAAUAACCGUGUAUGGUUUGCCAUCAAAAGUGAGUGGACAGAAAUUCGAAAGUAGUCAUUGGUUAAAAUCGAAGUCGACAAUAAUAUGGGUCAUCUGUCCUUCAUUUGUUUUACAGCGUUUUUUGUUCACAUUAAUGACUUUUGAAUCUUUGAUCCUAUAUCAGAGUCUUAAGUUACAGUUGAUUCUCGAGUCCUCUAAAUUUUCAUUGAGUCUUUAUGUCAUGAACGCUUUUAGUUUUAUUGUUACAAACUCAUUUGCUUUGAUUUCAUCUAUUAGUUACUCAAUUUUGGUCGAAUGGAUCUUUGUUGAUUUCUGUAAUUACGAAUGUGCAGGUGUCAAUAUUAGCAGGCACCCUUGCUCGGUUGGACAGGGAUGCUCCUCAUUACAAAAAGUACAUAUUUUCUUCUUUACGCUUGUCUCUGCAAACAUGAAAUUUAGGUCUUAAGUCAUGCUCGAGUUUGGAAAGUGACCAGUAAUAACAUGCGAAAAUGUGUGAAUACAACCGGUCAUCUUGAAUGGAAGCCUUUGUUUACUUUUAACAUUACCAAGAGAACUAGUCUAAGAGCCUUCAUAUGAAUAUGGAAUCAAGCCAGACUCAGUUGGAUGGACAAAAAAAAAAUCGGUUUGAUUUGAAACUUUGUUUGGUGGUCACUGGACCAAAAGGUCUGAUGUGAACCUUGAAUAGAAUUGUCAAUCCCAAUGCUAUGGGUUCAAAAGACCACGGGUGGAAUUUACUUUUUGCUGUGGAAGUCGAAUGCUUAUGAGGCUCAAUGACCUUGUGUGGACUUGGUGUUUAGUACUCAAAGGUCAAGGCAGCCUGGUUGCUAUCCUUGUAGAUACUUUUCUUCACUUCCAUCUUUCCUUUCCUUGGACACUAAUGCAAAAGCUAGUCCCUCUUUCUGAUGGAGGAAUAAUAGCACAAGCUGAUUUAUUUCGCCAUGAACUUUGGUCGCCAUCUCUGUUGGUUAUGUUUCCACCUCUUGCGAUUGUUGCUCACCAUCUGAUGGGAACCUAGUGUCAAAUGCUGCACCUGUUUCUGUCAAGUAGGAUGAGUAUUGUAUUGUCUUCUGAGCUACGUCAUAGUAACAGGGAAAGCUCUAUGAUUUGGUCAGUUUUUUGGCUGGAAAAUCAGUUCAUAAAUCCAGUUAAUGACUGGUGACUGGCAUGUUCUUAAGUCAUCACAAUAGCAUCAAGAAUGUUUUACCUUUUGUAGUAUGAGGAUGGAGUAAACCCGCAGGCCACUUGGGAAAAUAGCCCCCUUAACUGAAAACCAAUCAGUAAUAUGUGUAGAACUUGCCGGAUUUUCUCUUCCUUGUGUAAUACGAUUUCCCCAAGUGCAAGAAAACUUUGAAUUGGCAUUUCAUUAGCGUAUGCAAUGUUGUAGUCAUUGAGAGCAUCUUGUAUGCCAUGUUACCACCUGUUUUGAAUUUAUUGGCCUGCGGAUAAGGUGCCCAAUUAUAGAAUUAGAAUAGAUAGUCCGACAAAUCACUUAUCCAUUACUUAUUUUAUCUGAUAAUGGUAUCUGUAGUUGUAAUCCUAAGAUUGUAGCUAACUGAACUACUACCUGUGAGUUGAGAUUGGACUCAAAAGACAAACCGUAUACAGUCUUAAAUAUUAUUUAAAGGUGCAAAAUCCACCAUUCAUGAGUAUUAAUAUAUGGAAGAUGUUGAUGUAAGUUGCUUCUAUUUUUAUUUUUAUCGAAAUUUUUUUAUACCAUUAUCUUUCACGCUUACCACAUGUAAGGGGUCAUCUGUAACCUUUUCACCAUAAACUUUUUUAUUUUUAUCUACACUGCGGCUUACCCAGGAAGUGGUUAGUUUUUUUGGGUAUUCCAUCUAGACACCCCACAACAAAACCAAUCCAAACAUAUGCAUACCCAGCGACGAAAAAAGCCAAAUGAAUAUUCACUGUAUUUUCAUUGGAUUUAUGGGUAUAUUAUUUCCUAAUUGCAUGUUUGUCUUUAUGAUUUCACUGACAUUCGUUUUCCAUAUUUACGAUAUAGGGAUGGAUACAAUGACUUCAACACAUUCUACAUGCAGGUAAUUCUUUCACCAAUCCUUGUGGCUUUUAAUCAUGAGAUUUAUGGCUCUUGUGUAUCUUGAUUCUCUUUACAUUCUUUACAUUCCCUUGUGGUAGAUAAUAUGACAGAAAGGAUGUCACUACCACAAAUUAGUCGGAUAAUAUCACCUGAUAUUCCUUUACAGCACUGCUAAAGUACAUUAUUUUUAAUGAAAUUUUUUGAUGGCCAUCAUAGAUCAGUGUUUUUUCCAGCUAACGUUUACCAAUAUUUGAUGAUCUAGGACUGGGGCUAGUCAACUUAUAAUAUUUAAAAUCUGAAAGUACAUUUGAUUGCCUCUAUUCUAAAUUUGGAGCUUUGAUGGAGUAUAUUAAGGAUGGAGAUAGUCAAAAGGAAAACCUUAAAGAUGUCUCCAACAAACAGUGGGACACUGUAAAAGAUUGUCUUCAUUUUCGUUCUUCAUAUCUGAUGCAUCUUGAGAUUACUGCAGAGCUGACUGGUUAUUGGCUUUUUAACAACUGUUUGAUGACGGGUUCCUAGUUUCUCCACUGAUUGCUUAAUUUAGAGGCUGACAUGAGAUCAGCUAGGGGAUUCUGCCAAGUAAGACAGAAUGGAGGUCCUGGAUUAUUCCAUAUCUGAGAUGGUAGUAUCGUCUUACUCAUUAAGUGGAUAGACAUUGGAGACAAGAGGAAGGAAACUUAUUGCUGGAAAUUAUUGAGCAAAAACUGUAGAAGAGAAAGGCCACGGGCCAAAGGAGAGUAUCAAACGGUGAUCGAGUUCUUAGCUUAAUCAUUAUCGGGGACUUGAAUAUUUCAUUAUUCAUUAUCCGGGCUUAAAAAAUUCCAGUUGUAUAUAUUUUUUUUUUUCUACUGCGACAGUGAUGCUGAUAUUUUCUGGAAAUGCUAAUGGGGGUAUUGUUGAGGACCCAUCCAUUGCAUAGGUGAAUGACCUCACUUCUGAGGCAACUUCUAUAGUUCUUUUUUUAAGUUGUUUAUCAAAGGUGAUUUUGUUUUUUAAAAAAUUAUUCGAGACCAACAGAUUGUCUCAUAAAAGGGUGCUUUCUGGUGAUUCAUGUACUAUAAUGCAAAAAUUGUGGCUGUAGCACUUGAUAAUUAACAUCUUACAGGAUGAUAUUCGAAGUCAAGACUCAAAAUAGUGUCCAUUUUGUUUGUACAACAGACAGGAAAUUUUCAUCUGGGAAGGGUUAUAUUUCCAUCUAAUAUCUUAUCAACAAACGUUUCAAGAUGCCUAUGCGGACAAGUGCCGCUUUUGUACAACAGACAGGAAAUUAAUGUGUAGCCAAACUAAUGAGGCUGAACAGUUUUUACUUUGAGUAUGGCUCAUUGUAUAUAAAGGCUUGGGAUUUCUACCUAAACUGAGCACACAAUAAACGGGGGCUUUCUCAUCAAUUUCAGCUACAAUGUUUUUGAUGAGCAUUGUGCUGGUCUUUUCUUAUUAUGAUGAUUAUCAUUCUUGUUGCAGGCUGCUUCUGGAACAAAAGGUGGAUCAAGCGGUUCUCCAGUUAUUGAUUGCCAAGGAAGGGCUGUUGCCUUGAAUGCUGGGAGGAAAUCUUCUAGUGCUUCUGCCUUUUUCCUUCCCUUGGAACGAGUUAGUCUAUGUUCUGUUGUUGCAAUUUAAUCAAAGUUAUAUAUAUUUUUACAACUUGUCUGUUUCAAGUUUCAUGUCACAUAUCUGGAAUGUCCUUUGGCUGUCUGCAAUCUAUCGUCAAGUUAAUUUUUACCUGUGUACUCUUUCAAUAAGUGCCACAAACGUAUUCUUAUGCUUGACCUUGGAUUUCUUUUUUUAUCAACUUAGGAUAAUGAUACUCCAAAUACCAAGAAUCGCAGUUCCUUUAAUAGUUUUAAAACCAGGACUAGGAUUCUUGUUUUCUUCUUUUUGUUUUCACAGCAGAUUUUAACUUUUUCCUUUUCUUUUGUCUAGAUUCUUGAUUCUUGAUUUUUUAAAAUUUUCAAUUACCUGCUAACUUUUGGUUCUGUUAGUCAUUACAAUCAUCACCAAUAUUUCUUCUCUCUGCAAAGGCUGAUAGUAAUAACUUUACUUUAUAAGGUCCAUACUGCUACCUGAGUCAGGUAUGCCUUUGACUUGAUUUGAGUCCAACCAGUAGUACACAAUAAUUUUGUUUCAUUAAAUUAGCGAUGCAUUGUGCAAAAGCUUCUAUGUCGAUUUUCACCGAUAAAGAGAUCCAACUAUUUUUACGGUAUCCCUGGCCUUAAUAUCAUUGUCUUUUCCUUCGUUUUUUGGUGCCGUAUUUGGUUUCGCUGAUAGAGUGCUGAAUGUUUUUCGAUUGAUGGGAAUAUUGAAAUUUUCAGAAUAUAAUUUAAACUAUUGAAAUGUGUUUUUACUGGAUGAGUUUCUCACUGGUUUUCAGUUUUCAUGUAAUUAGUAAUUGAAUUCAGUUGUUGACUUUACACAUCCACUAACUUUGACUGUGUGGAUGGUAGGUAGUAAGGGCUUUGAACUUCAUACAAAAGAGUUGGGAUUCAUUUUCAAGUAUCUGGGCUACUGCUAAUAUCCCUCGUGGUACGCUUCAGGUUUGUUGCUUCUUAAUCAUGUUGAUUCCUAUUUCUCUCGCUUCAACACUCAUGAAGGUGUAACUUUUUGCAGGUAUAUGAUGAUAUAUGUUUCUAUGAACUAGAGUAAAAGAAAUUUUUAGAUAGGAACUUUUUGAUGAACUAAUCUCCUUACACAGCCUGUCUCACAAUUACUUGCCUAGUAGCUAGCUCAGAGAGAAGGUUUUGCCAGUGAUAGGUCCUAGUGAGCUCUUUCUGCCUUUUUUACAAUCUAUUUGUUUCUUUUUCUGUCAUUUGGCAGUGCUAUCUAUUAUUUUGAAGGCAUCGCCGGCACUAUGUUUGACAAUAUUCAUAUUCGUGUAACCCCCUUCACACGCACCCCGAGGUCAUGGAGUUCAUACAAUGGUUACAGGACAUUAUGACUGAACCAGAUUAAUGACGCUGUAGCCAUCAAAUAAAUGAUAAGCAAAUCCGAUGGACAAUGGCUUAUUUUGAUACAGAUGUCAUUUUAUUUUUGUUUUAAUCUGGUAAUCAGGAUCUCUUUCCUGAAUUUUCAUUUGAAACGGUUAAAUUCGUACUCAAUUAACUGAUUAUGCAUAGGACAAUCAGUUGGUUGGUUUUAUUGUUAACAUCCAUCUUCAGAGAGGAAAACAUGCGAAUGAUAAGCCGUUUAUGGGAGCAGUACCUUGAAUUGACUUCUCAUUUGUUAUUUGUCUUGUUUUUGAGGUAGGUAAAUUGCUGACUACCUUUUCUUUUACUAGUUAUCGCUUGAUUCCGGUUAGUCUUCUUGGACAUACCGUCCUCAUUGGUGACGCCCUUAGAAGUGAUAAUUUUUCCAGGCUCACCAUCCUCUUUCUUUCAGUAAUAAUCCAAAUACAAUAAAUGUUUAUGCCAGCCAUUUCGUUUCUAAUGUUUGCUGUUGAUUGUUUUUCAUUCGCCCAGAACUAAAAUUAAAUUAUUCUGUUCCCAAGUUCCUUUACCUAGUUUUUAUUGUUAUUUUUCUAAGAUAAAGACAUAAUAUUGUGCCGAAAUGAAAGGAUUUGGGAGCAAAGCUUGUUACAUUAUAGUGAGCAUCUAUAAGCUUGUUAGACUCAAAUCUGUCUGUUAACCAAUGGACGAACUAUAAGUUCUAACAAAAGCAAAUUGGCGGUCAAUGGUGCUGUUAGCCAGUGACUGUUUGAGAAUGAGCUAGAAGGUGUUGGGAUAUUAUUGAGUGUUGAUUGAAUGAGUUAUCAUUCAGGAAGAUAUUUGUGCAAAGGUAUUUGAAAUUUCAAUUCUAAAUUUCGAGAUUGGGAGUGGAAUGGGGAUGUUACAUUCCAUUCCCACUAUUGAUUCCUGGGUUUUUUUGGACUAAAAUGAAAUGACCUUUGGAGGAAGACAUUUGGAUGGAAAAACAUACAUCAUAAAGGUCUGGUAGUAUCUAAUUCAAUGAAGAUGAGAAAAAUGGUAAAAUUGCAGUCUUUAAUUUUUAGACUCUUUUUUUUUUGUUCCCUAAAUGGUACAUCAUUUCAUGUGUAUCUGAGGUGCAUGGUUUUGACCGGAAUUGGGUGGUAGUUGUCGCUGGGGAAAUGUCUGGGAAUCCUUCUUAAUGUAGGAUUCGUAGGAGUGAGUCUUCCAGGUCAGGAGGCGCAUUGAGGGGAAUAAUUAUCAUGAUAUUCACCCUCUCUUUCUCGAUAGAAAGGCAGGGUUCCUCUAUUAAUUUUCGAAUGGUGUUUUAAGCCUCGUGAUUUUUAUCGCUAGUACUACACUUUUGCUUAUUUGGGGAGUUGAGGAGAACAAAUCAGAACUGUUGGUUGGAAAAAGGUUUUCAUUAAUAAUUUCAGGAAUAACUUCUAGAUUUUCUGUCAUGUUUUCCUGAAUUCGUUCUUUCACUGGUUGGUUUUACUAAAUCUUGAAAUUCCGUCCUGCUUUCCAAAUGCCAGGUGACAUUUCUGCAUGAAGGAUUUGAUGAAACUCGUCGCCUUGGACUUAAAUGUGAAACUGAACAGGUAGCACUCUCUCACAAUCUUAGUCACAUCCAUGCUACAUGUACUUCUGUUAUGUUUGUGUGAACAGUGAUUUUUUGUCAGUUGCAUCAACUUUAAUGAUUUCUUUUCAAUUAUCCUCCUGGAGCCAUGAAUCUUUUUCUUUAAUAGUUGGUAAGGAAUGCUUGCCCUUCUGUCGAGACUGGAAUGCUUGUUGUUGAUUCUGUGGUGAGUUAAUCUGCAUUUUUGCCUGUUAUUUAUGACACUGUGCCGACCAUCUAUUCUCUGACAGCUUGCAUCUUUUCCAGGUGCCCGGUGGUCCUGCACAUAAGAAUUUGGAGCCGGGUGAUGUGCUUGUCCGUGUAAAUAAGGACGUAAGUUUUAUGUUUUUUCGAUGUAUCUUUCUUUACUUGGACGAAGGAAAUGCUUGAUUUUUUCCCCUUUUUGGAUCCCAUUUAUUGCUUGUAUUUAGGGCUUGUGAAAUUAAAUUAAGUGCAUUGACCAUCUGAGCCUGAUCUAGAUUUGAAUUAGAUGUAAAGGUUGAUUGAGCCUAGAAAUAAAUAAAAUAAGUAUACUUUUAUAAAGAAAAUUGGUAGAAGGGGUUCAAGUAUUUAAUCUCGAACUCUUGAUUUGAUUAGGAACAAAUUGUCUCGUCUCUCUCCUUAUUACCUAAAUCACUUUUGACAAAAUGCAAUAUUUUCAUGCUUGUUGCUAAAUUUGAUCAAUAAACCGUCCUACAUUUUAUACUAGUCUUUUGUGUUUUUCCUUCCUAGUUCAUUUGCGAUAUGAUAUGACCCUGCUUGUCUAUUGCAUAUAUAUUGCCUAUUUUUUGUUCUAGAUUCGUUCUGGCACGUCUUUUUUCCUAAUUUAUUGCUUGUCAAUUUUUUCUCUCCUGUCAACUCUGUACCUUGUAGAUAUUUCUAAUAUAGCUCUGUUCGGGUUUUCAGGAUUAUUGUAUUUUUAUCUUAUUAUUUGGGUUGUGAUGGCGCUAUUUUGUAUCAUUUGAGUAACUGGCGUAAUAACCAAAUAUUGCACACCACCCCUUGAAGUGGAGUAUGUUAGCGGCCACCGCAUAUGUCUAUGGCAUAGUCUGGUUGCUAACAUGUCAAUUGAUCACGACUUUUCAUUAGAUAUCUAUGUCUCACUAUCUGAUAUUUUUUUUCAGGUUGUAACACAAUUCCUUAGACUGGAAACAAUACUGGACGACAGCGUUCAUGGGGAGGUAGAAUUGGAGAUUGAAAGAGGUGGAACUCCGAUGAAAAUAAAAUUGAUGGUAAAGUCGAGCCUUUUUAUUCAGCUAAUAUUUCUUCUUUCUACUUAUUUUUUUAUGACACUUCUCUUUCGUGAGAAGGGCUUUGACUAUAUUCUGAAGUCAGAAAGCCUUGUUCUGACGAGCAGUAAUGCAUUUCCUUGUAGGUUCAAGAUCUGCAUUCAAUAACCCCAGAUUAUUUUUUGGAAAUGAGCGGUGCUGUAAUCCAUCCUCUUUCAUAUCAGCAGGUAAGUAGUUAAGUUUAAUGUUCCAAUUUAUUUUUUUAAGCAAAAUUUAUUGUAUUUCUUAAAUAUGCCUUAAAUUAUCACGAGUUUACUUAAAUAUGCACUCAACUGCAGUCGAAAUCAAUGAUUAUAUUUCUAACUUUCUACUGGUUUGAUUUCUGUGUAUCGGGUUAAAUGGUUAGAGAGGAUGUCUAAUGACUAGAAAAAUCAUUUUCAUUGAUACUCUUGGAUCUAUGGUUGUUUUUGAUAGCAUAAAUCUUGCAGUACAAUUAUAGUGUUUUUUUACUUUUGGCUUACCACCGGUUCCAUGGUUGGUACCAGUUUAAUAUUAGAGAGAAUGGGGAGUAUCCUUGCAACUAUUAGAUCAAGGCUAAUCUAAACAGACCAAUUCUUUCCUUCAGCUAAACAGAUUUCCUUGUUGGAAAGGGAAAUCAUGUUUUCUGAAAGUGCCCCGAGCACUCCCUUGUGCUUCUGAUAUUCUUUGAGGAUGGUACACGUAUGACAGUUAUAUCACACUAGGAUCUUCGUCAUGCAAUGCCAUCAGCAGUACCUGAGACCCUCCAUAGGGGUGUCCAGCUUCCAUCUUGAACCCUGUUUGAAAGGUUACAAUGCCUGAAGGGCCAGGUUUAGCCACGCCAGAGUCAUCAUAUUGCUCUUGCCAAGCCACUUCCUCAGAUUCCUUCAUGUCUUCUCUCUGCAAGUUUGUUCCAUUAGGCGCGUGCAGGAGCUCUGAUGUUGAGGGAUAUGGACUGUAGAGCUAGUAUAAGGUCUUCACCGUCAUUGGGUUCUUUUUCAAGCUUAACAGUUUAACUGACCAGUUUUGGGUUUAGCUUACUGCCGCUUCCAAGUUUAGUGUCACCCAGAUCACUCAUGCCUUAACAGGUUAAGUAGAUACGCAAGGGCCUGAUUAACUGCUUUGAAGUUAAUCAUCUCCCUUUUUUUCUGAAGUUUCCACUUACCAUUGCUUAUGGGGAACUCUGUUGUCAUGCAAACUGAUGACUGAUGGAUUUUUUAUUGAUCGUCAAUGCACUACUAUUUUUUGAUUUGGUCACCUGUCACUGUAUUGUAUUUGUGUGAAACUUUGGUUAUUUUUUUCAGUAGUUUGUACAUUUGUUACUAUAGGCAAUUUAUUGAAGUAUCAAAUUAAUUUUCAGGCAAGAAAUUUUCGAUUUACCUGUGGACUCGUGUACGUGACAGAACCAGGGUUAGUAUCUUGUCAUUAAUUUGUUCUCUAGAAUCCUGUGUUUUCCAUUGGCCAUCUUGGCUUAUGCGUUUUUAAUGUUUCAUGUAAGUUUUCAUUGCCUUUAAUGUUUCAUCUUGGCAUUUUUCCGUGCAUGGAGUUUUAACUGAACUGGGAAUACGUCAGAUGGUAGUAAAUGGCAUGCAUUUUUUAAGACCUUUUUUAGGUAAUGAUGUUUACAUCUAUAUUGACAUUUUCUUAGCUGUAUUUUAUUAACGGAGUAAAAUAAUUGACACAUAGAAAAGGAGGUGCAAGAAGAUAUGUGAUGGUCCCAACUAGGAAUCCUUGCGUAAAAUUACAGCCAAAAGAGAGUGCAGGGGUUGAUUCAUCAUAAAUUUUGAGUUGUUAUGCCAUCUCCCUUAGAAAACUUUGUGUGUGACAUCAGUUUAGUUGAUACAGGACAUUCGAAUAUGAGUUUCCUAGCAUUGUUUGCUAACAUGCUCUUACUUAUUUUCCAAAAUUACAUAAGUAUCGUAUUAUAUUCUAACUGUCCUCGUCAGUCCAAGCGUAUGUUCGGUAUGUUUGGGUUGAGUAUUUGACUCCUGCUGUCUCUCGUAGUUUUAGGUCAAGAAAUGGUUUCAUUUGCUUAGUAUAUGAUUGUAGAUCAUCAUAUUUAUUAACAACUGAAGUUAAACGGCUUUAGUGUUAAGGUCUUCUGGAGCGAGGAUCAUUCAUAAAAUCCCUCAUGCUACGUUGUUUAUUUUGGUUAUUUAAUCUGAAACGCUUUGUCCGUCAUUCUGAUGUGUUGUGAAAAUCCGAGUCUACGUUAGGCAGGAUGUGUUUAUUACAUAUUUUCUUCUCCAGAGGACACUUUUUUGAACUUUUAUUUUUAUCACUUUAAAAUGUGUUGUCUUUUCUAAAAUUGGAGUUACUUGUAGGGUGAGGUGUUUUUAAUACUAUACAAAACGGUCUGUAUUGCCGGUUCCAGGUAUAUGCUUUCCAGAGCUGGCGUCCCACGCCAUGCAAUAAUAAAGAAAUUUGCUGGAGAAAGCAUAUCGAAACUGGAGGAUCUUCUUUCUGUCCUUGCAAAGCUCUCUAAAGGAGCUCGUGUUCCUUUAGAAUAUGUUAGCUACACGGAUCGCCAUCGUAACAAGGUCUUGAAUGUUUUGAUAUGCAUUCUACUUUUUCCAUUGUUUGGUCUCGUCUUUAUUUUGACUAAAUUUCGUCAGUUCUUAUUAACUAAGUUUUUCAUGCGAACAGUAUGUGUACAAUGUACUUCUUCUGGAUUUGAGAUAUUUUCUUCCAUUAUAAUCUAACAUAUUGAAGCCCAGGUGGCAUUUUCUUCUUUCUACUAUUACAUUUUGCUGAUGGAUAAUAAAGGGAGGGUACUCAUCUGGAGGGCAAGUUGGAUUGGUCAAGUUUGAACAUUUUAACGCGGUGAUGAAGCCUUGUAGAGGAUAGUGUUGUAGGCGAGAAUUAUAGGGUAUGGUAAUUUGGAAAAGCGCUGAGAGAGGAAGGUUUUGUACUCAUAUUUUCAUUCUUUCAUUUAGAUAAUGGUGGAUCUUUGAGAUUUUGUCUAGAUCCAUGUUGUCUAUCUGUUAAUUUUAGAAAAGCAAUCUGCCCCAGUUUACCAGCUGUUUGAGGACCAGGAAAAAAUUAUCAUGUGACAUCAUCUUCUUACAAUCAUGAAAACAUUGUACUACAUAUUAGGAACAGACUCUAAUCAUUUAUAGGGACACCUUCACAAAGAAAAGAAUAACUAAGCUUUAAUUAUAGAAAAUAAAACCUCGGUUUAGAUUGGGAAUGUUUAGUAGUUGAAAUUAAAGGUAGCACAUGGAUAAAGACAAUGCGUUUUAUAAUCUGUUUGUCUUACGAGAAGUUUGAAAUAAACAAUAUGUGAUGGACCAUUUCGUUUUAUUAAAAAGAUAAAUGCACGACCCUAACGGAUAACUGAACCAGGAAAACAAAAACUAGAAAUCGAAAGGCUAAGCAUCAAAUAUUCGGGUAAUAUUUAUUUACUUGUCUGACUCUGAUUUGAGGGAAUACUGGAAGACAAAUAGGAAAUUUUCUGAAUGGAUACUACAAAAGGACUUGGCUGACAUUGUACCCCAACAGCCGUUUCAUUUUCUUUCUUUAAGUCUGUACACACUCUCGUUAGCCUUUUUCAAACAAAAAAGGGAUGUGCCAUUAAAGUUGAUGUGGUAAAUUUUUUGAGAAAGAGGAAAAUGUGAUAAACAACUAGAUACUCUGAUCUUCUUUCAUUGGAAAAAGCCUUUAAUUGUUCCCACAGGGGAACCCGAAAUUCACAGCAUUUCUGUUAGUGCUUGUGUGGAAAAAUAGUAUUUUCAGAGACAUAAUACGGCUAUAAUUGCGGCCUAAAGUUUACCAUGUUUUCGUAAUCAUAACAGUUUAAUAUUUCGUUAUGUUUAUGUGUCUUCCCUAUUUUAUUUUGAGUGACAUUACUGAUAAAAAAAUGAUGUACGGUGAGUUCCUUCUCAAACAGUUCAUUUUUUCCUUUGAUUGCAGUCAGUCCUUGUGACAAUUGAUCGGCAUGAAUGGUAUGCGCCUCCCCUGAUUUAUACUCGUAACGACCGUACAGGUUCCUGGUCAGUUCAACCAGCACUUGCUUCAGAGGCCGUGCUGCUUAAAUCAAGUGUUCACGGAUCUGGAAACACCAUACCAUGUGGAGUAGUAACAAGUGGAAAGCCAGAUUUAUCACAAAAUGCCCUUCAGAGUUCUGGAGAAGGUUGGGUGGAUGGCUUUGCCAGGAUGCAGGGUAAUGAUGAUGGUUCGUUUGGGGAUAUGGAUGUCAGUGAAGAACCUACCACCAGCAGGAAAAGGCGCCGAGCAGAAGAAGCCUCAGUAGCUGAAGGAGGUAUUAUAGCUAAUGUUGGUUUGGACGAGGUUAAAGAAAUCAUGAUGGUGCCACCUACUGUGGAAACCGUUGAUCUUUCUGAUGGUCGAGACAUAGUGACUAAUGCUUCCGUAGCUGAACAAGCCAUCGAACCUACUCUAGUGAUGUUUGAGGUAGAAAACACAUUACUUUGUGAAAUUUAAAAUGGAGUUUUAGGCCAGGAAUUACUCCAAUUUCUUCUUUUUAGAAUGUUUCCUUCUAGUUUUAAAAUUUUUAUUUGACCUGAAAGGUUGGACUGUUGUAUUAUGUUUGCCCGACCUCUUUACCUUAAAACUUCGUACCAUGUAUAUUUUCUAGAAAUUCUAUAAGUUGGUGUUACGAAACUAUAAAAUUUUUAUGCUUCUUUUCAGUUCACUAGUUGGGCCGUGCUAUUGAUAAUUCUUAAACCAUUUCGCCCUAGGAAAGCAGUCGAGAAUGAUAUCAAUUUUAAUUUGUGGAGAUGUUUAGAUUUGAGAGUUCUGGAAUGGAUUGAUUGAUCGAAUGAGGCUUAAUCAGCUCUCUCCAACCCAACCAGACAUCAUUUAUACCUGUGUUAGCAAGAUCAAUCUAGAUAUUACACGAGUUCAAAUAACAGUGGCAAAUGUGGCCUUAAUUUUUUUUGUAUGGAUCUGUUUACUUUUUGUGCAUUUCUGAGUUACAUGAUCUUUUACUUUGUAGGUUCAUGUUCCAGCGUCCUGUAUGCUGGAUGGUGUUCAUUCACAAUAUUUUUUUGGCACUGGAGUUAUCAUCUACCAUUCCACUAGCAUGGGACUAGCUGCUGUUGACAAGAAUACUGUUGCUGUCUCUGUUUCUGAUGUUAUGCUUUCAUUUGCUGCAUUUCCUAUUGAAAUUCCUGGAGAGGUAAUGCUAUUUUCUAUUUUUUUUGGACUAACAUGAAUGUAAUGGACCAUGAUUGUAUUGUUCUUUUGGGUAGGUUGUUUUUCUGCACCCUGUACACAACUAUGCAAUUGUGGCUUAUAAUCCUUCAGCGCUGGGGCCUGUUGGCACAUCUAGUGUUCGUGCUGCAGAACUUCUUCCUGGUUAGUAAUAUCUAUGUGUUUGUUCUAAUUCAAACAAUUUGUGAGAUCAUAUGCUUGUGUCUGGAUAAAUUUUGAGAUUCUCACGUGGAUACUUCUAGUGUCAAAAUAGGAACUAAAAAGUUGAACUUUCCAAUUUAUUUUUUUUCUGUAAGUUUUUUUUACUUUCAGUUAGUUAUUUCUCUUGUUGGCAUUUUUCCUUUUUUUAUGUUACCAAAAAUUGAUCAUAGAAUUAGUUAUUUUGUUCGUUUCUUUGUUUGAUUUGUGAAAUCACUAUCUUAACUCCAAUGAUCUUGGAAGUUCUGCACUAACUUUUUUGGGGAUGACGAUAAGCUGAAGCUAAUAGAUUGGGCUUCACAUGGUACUUCUCAUUUAGUAGUGCUUACCACAAUAAUAUAUUAGUUUCUUGCACAACAAAAUUUCUGUUUUUACAAAUAGAAAUUGAUCCUUUUGUUUUUUUAUUGGUAGAACCUGACCUGCGACGAGGUGAUACUGUCUUUCUUGUGGGAUUGAGUAGAAGCUUGCAGGCAACUUCAAGGAAAUCUACCGUUACAAAUCCCUGUGCUGCUCUCAACAUUGGUUCUGCUGACUGCCCACGGUACAGAGCAACUAAUAUGGAGGUCAUUGAGCUUGAUACUGGUAUAGUUUGGCUAUAGUAACUCGAAAGUACUCUUUAAUAUAUUUCCGCUUUAAUGUACUUGUUAAGCCCUUUUCAUAAGUUUUGUUUUUUUCGACCCAGAUUUUGGCAGUACAUUUUCGGGUGUACUAACGGAUGAAAAAGGAAGAGUUCAAGCACUGUGGGGAAGCUUUUCUACUCAGGUUAGCAUUGUCCCAACUCAGGUGGAGACUUUGGUGAUAAGGUAGGAUGUUCUAAAAGGAAUAUUGAUGAUUGCAGCUGAAAUAUGGGUGCAACUCACUAGAAGAUCAUCAGUUUGUUCGAGGAAUACCAAUCUAUGCAAUCAGUCAAGUUCUUGAAAAGAUAAUUGGUGGUGGUAAUGGACCUCCUCUGCUAAUAAAUGGCAUAAAAAGGCCAAUGCCUCUUGUUAGAAUUUUAGAGGCAGAGCUCUAUCCAACUUUGUUGUCCAAGGCAAGAAGUUUUGGUCUUAGUGAUAAGUGGGUCCAGGUAUGGCCUUUAUUUGAUGUCUUACUUGCUGUAUUUGAUAUUUCAGAUUUUCCAGGUGGUGGAUAUUAAAUUUUGUGGAAGUAUAUCCCCAGAAACGUUUGGGAGAUUAAACUUGUCUUGAGCAGGUUAAAUUCCGAGUAUAUGCAUCGUUGAAGAAGGUAAACCGUAAAGGUUAAAAAACAUAAACAUAAUGUAGCAAAAGGUACCUUGGAAUAGGACUUAUACAUAUCAAGCAAAAGCUUAAGAAAAAUGGUUGAUGUCUGGUGGAGAUGUGUGUGGCUUUUGGAUCUACUCGUAUUAUCGGAAGAAAGGAUGAUUUUGAAGUAUGAAAAAAAGGCAGAUCUGUGUUUUAUAAAGUGUGAAAAGAGAGCCGGUUGCUUUCAUAAUCAUUUCAUGUGAGAAAACUGAAUACUUGGGAAACUUAUUAUUGUACUCAUGGAAUAUAAGAGUCAUUUCAUGUAUUUGGGAUCUAGAAUUUUAUGACAGGAUAUUUCUCUUUUGCUGAUAUUGAAUUUUUUUCAGUUUAUUUCUGAUUCACAUCGUUACUUAAUCCACAAGGAUCUAUCUCCUUAAGUAUGGACUUUGAAACUCUCGGAACCUUUUUGUUCUUGUUAUGAGUUCUCUGUUUUUCCACCUGAGUUUCUUUCAGCCUUUAUGAUCCAAAAUUUCUUUGGUCUGUCUACCAUCAUUUCCUGAAAUCUCAUGCAUGGGUUGUGAAAUCUGUGAGGCAAUUAUUGUGAAAAAAGGACUUCAUCUAGGGCUCCAAGCAUAGACUUUGAAUCUCUAAUCUCAGUCCUUGCUAGAUAUUAUCUUCUGUGGCGAUAUAUAUAUAUAUAUAUAUAUAUAUAGUUGCAUUGUUUUUUCUUGCAUUGCUACUAUAAUGGAGCUGCAAUCAAAACACUUAAGUAUUCUUUCAACAAUAACUUCUAAACCCUGCUUCCCUUUCUGCUCUAUAUAUAUAUAUAUAUGAACCGUUUGGAACUUAUCAUUUUUCUCUCAGGCUCUCGCCAAGAAAGAUCCAGUCAGACGUCAGGUCCUACGAGUCAAAGGCUGUUUAGCGGGAUCCAGAGCCGAGCGUCUGUUAGAGCAAAAUGACAUGAUCCUAGCGAUCAAUAAAGUGCCUGUGACAUGCUUCCGUGAUGUAGAAAACGCCUGUCAAGAACUUGAUAACAGCGAUGGGACACUUAAUGUGACGAUUUUCCGGCAGGUGAUCGCCAUCAUCUGCUCACCAACUCUCCUUUUUCCAAAUAUGGUAGCAGAUAUUCAUCAGUAAUUCAUCGUCUCGUUCUAUCAGGGUCAAGAAAUGGAGCUCAAUGUGGGAACUGAUGUCAGGGAUGGUAACGGCACCACACGCAUGGUCAACUGGUGCGGAUGUAUUAUUCAGGAUCCUCAUCCUGCUGUUCGGGCUCUCGGAUUUCUGCCGGAAGAAGGGCAUGGCGUCUACGUUUCAAGGUACCCUUCUUCUAGCCUUCUAUUUCUUGGUUUUGUUCUGAGAAGUGAAAAAUGAGAGCUUUCGUCUGUAUGAUGUAGGUGGUGCCAUGGGAGCCCGGUGCAUAGAUAUGGCCUUUAUGCCCUUCAGUGGAUAGUCGAAGUCAACGGGAAGCUCACACCGGACCUCGAGACCUUUGUUAAUGUCACCAAGGUACCAUUUUUUCAAGAAGAUGGUGCCUUUUCUCCAAGCUCACAUCGACUGAUCAUGACGUUGACCUACCAAAACGUCGCAGGGGCUGGAGCACGGAGAAUUCGUCCGGGUGAGGACGGUCCACCUAAACGGCAAGCCUCGUGUUCUGACAUUGAAGCAGGAUCUCCACUACUGGCCCACCUGGGAGCUGAGGUUCGACCCUGAGACUGCUACGUGGCGCAGGGGGAUGAUCAAGGCUCUGGACUGCAGUUCCCUGUGA